AUGACUAGAGACAUAGCGUAUGAACAUUUGGUUUGUGAUGGAAUUCUAUGGAAUUAUACGAGAUGGAUUUUUCAUGGGGAAGGUACAUCUUCACAUGAAAGUCUAUAUGUUAAUACUGUGAUACAAGAUGAAGGUGAAACAUAUGAUGGUACACACACCAUGUUAGAUGAGCUGCAGGGAAGAAAUACAAAUGAAGAUGUUGAGGAUGGUGACAUAGGUGAUGGUACAAAGGGAGCAAGUAUAGAGGCGGAUAAAUUUGAACGAUUAAUUGAAGAUUCAAAGAAGGAGUUGUACCCAGGAUGCAUGAAAUUUACUAGAUUAUCCUUCAUUCUUCGUCUUUAUCAUAUAAAGUGCCUUUGCAACAUGACCGACAAAGCAUUGUCAAUGUUGUUAGAUUUGUUGCGAGAGGCGCUUCCAGAGCCAAAUACAUUGCCAAAGAAUAUGUAUGAAACAAAGAAAAUUAUCAAAGAUUUGGGGCUCAACUGCAACAAGAUUGAUGCCUGCCCAAAUGAUUGCAUGUUGUUUUGGAAAGGAGCAGAGAAAGCCACAUCUUGUUAUAAAUGUGGGGCAUCAAGAUAUUCAAGUAAAGGAAAGAAAUUUCCGGCUAAGACAUUACGUCAUUUUCCUUUAAUCCCAAGGUUGCAGAGGUUAUACAUUUCAUCCAAAACCUCAUUUAAUAUGAGAUGGCAUCAUGAAGAACGUACAAAAGACCAAAGGUUACGACACCCAGCUGACAGUCAAGCAUCGAAGGAGUUUGAUAGAUUGCAUCAACUUUUUAGUGAGGAGCCUCGUAAUAUCAGACUCGGGUUAGCAAGUGAUGGAUUCAACCCAUACAAGCAUAUGAGAUCAACUCAUAGUGUAUGGCCUGUUGUGGUGAUGCCUUAUAAUUUGCCGCCAUGGAUGUGCAUGAAGCCAGACUACUUCAUUCUUACUUUGCUUAUUCCUGGACCAGAACAGCCUGGGAAUGAUAUAGAUGUAUAUUUACAGCCAUUGAUAGAAGAGUUAAAAGAUUUAUGGUACAAUGGAGUUGAGACUUAUGAUGCAUUUAAGAAGGAGAAAUUUAAUCUAAAAGCAUGUUUGUUAUGGACCAUUAAUAAUUUUCCAGCAUAUGCAGUCCUCUCAGGAUGGAGUACUAAAGGUGCUUAUGCUUGUCCAUGUUGCAAUAGUGAGACUUCUUCUCGUUGGCUAAAAUAUGGCAAAAAACAUUGUUAUUUGGGCCAUCGUCGAUUCCUUCCACAAGAACAUCGAUUUCGACGAGACAAAAGGAGUUUUGAUGGCCAUGAGGAACAUAGACUCCAGCCAAAGCAACUAUCAGGGAACGACAUAUUGGAACAUUUACAAUAUGUUGAUUUUCCCCCAUUUGGUAAAGAAAAUAAUAAACAAAGUGGGAAGAAGAAGCAAAGGAGGUUAAAACAGCCAGAGCUUCCAUACAAUUGGAAGAAGAAGAGUAUAUUUUUUGACUUGCCAUACUGGAAAGAUAAUCUAGUCCGUCACAAUUUAGAUGUGAUGCAUGUUGAGAAGAAUGUAUGUGAUAAUAUCGUUAACACUUUGUUGGAUCACGUGAAUGCAUGUUUAGAUUUGAGAGACAUGAAAAUACGAUUAGAUCUUCAACCAAAGGUCAUUGAAGGCAAGAAUAAGUUGUUCAUACCUCCAGCAAGCUACACAAUGUCUACCACUGACAAAGAUUUGUUUUGCACAGUUUUAAGGGGUGUAAAGGUUCCAGAUGGACUUUGUAGUAAUAUUUCACAGUGUGUGCAAGAACGUAAGAUUAUUGGAAUGAAGAGCCAUGAUUCUCAUAUUAUGAUGCAACAACUUCUUCCAAUUGCAGUGCGUAACAUAUUGCCUAAGAAUGUCAGCAUUGUAUUGAUAGAGGUUAGUGCAUUUUUUCGAGAGUUGUGUAGUAAAGUUGGGAAGGAGGAAGACUUCAAGAGGCUUGGUGAAAGUGUUGUCUUAACACUAUGCAAGAUGGAAAGGCUUUUUCCGCCUACAUUCUUUGAUGUUAUGGUACACCUGAUUGUUCAUUUAGCCCAUGAAGCUAGCUUGGCUGGUGUUCAAUACCGUUGGAUGUAUCCAAUAGAAAGGUUUCUCAAACGAUUGAAAGACUACAUGCGUAACCCUAGUCGGCCAGUGGCAUCUAUAGCAGAAGGAUAUCUUGCAGAUGAGUGUUUGACCUAUUACUCUAGAUACCUUGAAGAUGUGGAAACAAGGUCAACUAGACUACCAAGAAAUGCGGGGUCAACAGAAACAUACGAUCCAUCUUCUAUAUUCUCAAGAGCAGGUAGGCCAAUAGGGAAGUGCAAGAUGAUACGACUCGACAUUAUAGAAAGGGAUCAGGCACAUCGGUACGUGCUCAAGAACUCUAAAGCAUUAGAAGAAUAUCGUGAGCUUCAUUGUGCACAAAUCCAAAGGUCGAUGGGUCGUAGAGCUCGCCCAUAUUUGGUAAGAAUGAAGCAUGCUAAGGAGUUUCCAAAAUGGUUCAAUGAGCAUAUAUUGAAUCUACGCGAGAAUGGAGUCGAGGUGCCUAAUCAUAUCAGAUGGCUGGCUCGAGGUCCUAACUUAAAUGCAAGAAGUUAUGAUGAAUACAUUAUUAAUGGCAUCAAGUUUCAUAGUAAGGUACAUGAGAAUAAUAGAAAAACUCAAAAUAGUGGGGUUCUUUUAACAGCAUUGACAGAAGACUUUUCUAAUUCAAAAGAUACACACCCUAUUGAGGGAUAUAUCAUGUAUUAUGGAUUUUUGAAGAAAAUAAUUGAAUUGGAAUAUGCAAAUGAUCUCAGAGUAAUGUUAUUUAAAUGUGAUUGGGCUAAUCUUAGAAAGGGAGUGGAGAAAGAUGACCUCGGAUUUGUCCUUGUCAAUUUUAACCAUUUACAAUACAAUGACCAAGAUCAGUUUGCUGAUCCAUUUGUGUUACCGUCACAAGUAGAGCAAGUGUUCUACAUUGUUGAUCCACAAAGGCCUGAAUGGCAAGUUGUCAUAAAUACAAAGAUUAGAGAUAUUUUUGACAUGGGAGGCGAAGAUCAUGGUGAAUCAGAUCAGACAAAUAUACAAAGUACAUUACAAGAUAGACAAAAUAUAGAACAUUCAUAUGGUGAUAGUGAUGUCGAUGUGAGUUGGGUCAGAUCUGAUGUGGAAGGUACUAUAAUUGACACACCAAUCGAAUUGAUCAAUGCAAUGGAGAGUUCAAAUGACAAUAUAUCAAAUUGA
Molecule: messenger RNA, 3201 nt
Organism: Macadamia integrifolia
Lineage: Eukaryota; Viridiplantae; Streptophyta; Magnoliopsida; Proteales; Proteaceae
Exons: 4
Coding region: 1-3201 (1066 amino acids)
Source: RefSeq, a predicted model, not a curated record